AUGGACGAAGGCCCGACAAGCAGCAGCCGGUCUAUGUCGCUUGUGCAAGCACAUCGGGCGCCUUCACAGGGACCGCAACUGUCACUGGAGUCUGAACCAGCUCGCUCAGCCUCGCAUCGAAGAGGAACGGGGGCUUUGCGACCAGUCAGGGGAGCUGGGCGAGUACUCGAAGAAGAACCGGAAAGCCAGCGGCGCAUGCAAGUCACGAACAAUUUGCCUAAGCGCACAAAGACUCUUGCAUCAGAGACUGUGUUUGUUCCGCAGCAAUCAUCUAUUGAGAAGUUUGUCGUCAGCGUCUGGGAGCAGAUCCACGGCGGCAUUAGUCUAGAUCCUCAAAGUCUCCUCGAACAAUGGCAACUGACCGCCACAGCUGCAACAGCAACCAUCAACAACGCAGGCAAGAUCCACGUUCCCGAGCAGCUUGAGCUCGGUCUGCUUCAGGCGCCGACGACAGACGGCACGAUGGCCGAAAUCGACAUGGAGGGAACCUUCAACCGCAGCAACAUCUUCUGUCGGAAGGUUACGCAGGCAAGCCGCGCAUGCCGCUCGAUCGAGGUCAUUGUCCAAGCGCGAUGGAUCGAGCACUUUGAUUCGUAUGUCGAGCUACUCGCCAUCACAAAUCCGGGCAUGUCCCCGACCAAACGCCGCAAGGCGGCGCUAAUCGAGGCGUGCAACGACUUUGGGUGGUCCGAGAAAGAGCUGCGGAACAAGAUGGCCAUCUGGCGCGGUUACAAGGAGAUCAAGGACGCCGGCGGUUGGGCCGCGUUAGUCUUCGCCGGCAUGGGCCUCUACCGCUUCUGCAAAUACCGGGUUGGCUUCAACACGGACAGUAUGCAGCGGCUCCGAUGCCUGCGGCCACGAAUCGAGGUCGCCGCCGACACUCUCCAUCCCACAUGGCGGCAGUUGCUUAUCAUCGUCGGAGAGGCAGCCCAACGACGCUUCUGCGGACACCCGCACGAUUGGGUUGUUCGACAGGACGGGUCGGACCCAGUGCCGCUUCGGUCGACAUAUCUCGAAUACGAUCCCUAUUUUAGUUUCGAACAACUAGAACACUCCGUCAUGGACAUGAGCGCGUGGGGAACCGACGACCCCCGAUGGGUGCCGCCCAUGAAUACGGUGGCUUGUGUCCAAGGGAAGCACACAUGCCACUCGUGCGGACAGGAGCAGUCCGAAGACCCCAAGAUCAACUCCUGCUAUUGUUUUCCGACGCUAUUCGGAUCCGGCGGCCGAAGCCCGUGCCCGGUGCAGGUGUUCCGAACGCCAGAUGGGCGCAACAACGGACUAAUGGCGCUCUGCCCCUUCGAGCGCGGAGCAGCAAUAGGAGAGUUUGUUGGCUUGAUCACCAAGGACCUGCAGAACAUGGACGUCAUGGACAGCGAGGAGGACCCGUCUAGCCACGCGGAGUAG
This is a messenger RNA of Colletotrichum spaethianum, 1407 nucleotides long. RefSeq names its product Set1 complex component ash2. The coding region runs from base 1 to 1407 and encodes 468 amino acids. The record is from RefSeq and is a predicted model, not a curated record. Lineage: Eukaryota; Fungi; Ascomycota; Sordariomycetes; Glomerellales; Glomerellaceae. The transcript is spliced from 2 exons.